GGGUGGUGGCUCCCGCGCAGGCGCAGACUGGCCGGCCCGCUGAGGCGGGGCCGCGGCGGGAGCCGCCCCGCCGGUGAAGGUGGGCUGACCGGACGGGACUGGGCCCCACAGCAGCGGUGAGGACCCUUCUCUGCUCCCAGGCGAGCCCUGCUGAGAGAGAGCUUCGUUCUGGAGACCCCUCGGGGAGCAGCUGUGAGCCCGUCACACGGAGGGAUGACCUCUCUAGGCGGGGACGCCGCGUGAGCGAAAGAGGCCUGUCAGUAUGCAAACAGUACGGCACUCUGAACACACCCUGAAGACGGCCCUCAUCUCAAAGAACCCAGAGCUUGUGAAGCAGUAUGAGCAGUUGGACCCCGGGGAGCAGCGCUUGCUGAAUGAGGCCUUCAGGCCAGACAGCGAUCUCUUUGGACCCAUUACUUUGCAUUCACCGUCAGACUGGAUCAUCUCCCAUCCUGAGGCUCCCCAAGACUUUGAAGAGUUUUUCAGUGAUCUUCACAGAAAGAGCCCUUCUCCAGGGAAGCAGACGAUUUACAUACAGUGCAUUGGAUUGCUGGGAAACACCAGAAGUAUCAGUGAGGAAUAUUUGAAAUGGCUCAAGGGCUACUGUGAAGCCUUCUUCUACGGGUUGACAGUCAAACUCCUAGAGCCGAUUCCUGUCUCUGCAACCAGAUGUUCCUUUAGAAUCAAUGAUAGCACACGGAACCUUCAGAUUCAUGCAGGGCAGAUCCUGACGUUCUUAAAAAAGAAGAAACCCGAAGAUGCCUUUUGUGUUGUGGGAAUAACAAUGAUCGAUCUUUACCCGAGAGACUCCUGGAAUUUUGUCUUUGGACAGGCCUCUUUGACAGAGGGUGUGGGCAUAUUCAGCUUUGCCAGGUACGGCACGGACUUCUAUAGCUCACACUACAAAGGCAAAGUGAAGAAGCUGGAGAGGAAGUCUUCGAGUGACUACUCGGUGUUCGACGACUAUUACCUUCCUGAGGUCUCCAGUGUUCUGCUGCUCCGCUCAUGCAAGACUCUGACCCACGAGAUCGGACACAUCUUUGGCCUCCGGCACUGCCAGUGGCUGGCCUGCCUGAUGCAAGGCUCCAACCACCUGGAGGAAGCCGACCGGCGCCCGCUGGACCUCUGCCCCAUCUGCUUACGCAAGCUGCAGAGUGCCGUCGGCUUCCGGCUCAGAGACCGGUACAAAGCGCUGGUCAGGUGGAUUGAUGCCGAGUCCACCGACACUCCUAGAGUUACUCCAAAACACAGUCGUGAGGAGCUGGUAACUUUGCCAAAACCUGUGGAAGCCUUUAAAGAGUGGAAGGAGUGGAUCACAAGAUGCCUGGCUCUUCUCCAGAAAUAAGGACCUUCAGUAGGAAUAAUUCAAAUAAACACGUGCACAUCAUGCUUUCGUUUGGCGGGAGUACUUCAUUGGAAUAAACUGAUUCUGUGUUGUGUCUGGGCAGUGGAGUGAAGGUUUUUUUUUUUAACAGCACCUGAACUUUGAACCGUGGCUCAUUUAGAAUAAAAACUCAAAACUCUC
Messenger RNA from Odocoileus virginianus texanus, 1525 nucleotides. NCBI's taxonomy places the organism in Eukaryota, Metazoa, Chordata, Mammalia, Artiodactyla, Cervidae. The record is from RefSeq and is a predicted model, not a curated record.